This is a messenger RNA of Pogona vitticeps (central bearded dragon), 6831 nucleotides long. It is a transcript of the gene SNX13, whose product is annotated as sorting nexin 13. The record is from RefSeq and is a predicted model, not a curated record. Gene Ontology annotation, biological process: positive regulation of GTPase activity. Gene Ontology annotation, cellular component: early endosome. Gene Ontology annotation, molecular function: phosphatidylinositol binding. Lineage: Eukaryota; Metazoa; Chordata; Lepidosauria; Squamata; Agamidae.
CUACGUCUUUAAGCUUUUUCUAAGGAAGUAGGCGUGUCAAGUCUGCCUCAGGGUCUCGGCAGAAUUAAAGGGGGAAAGAGAGAACACGAAAUAAAGUGAAACACUAUUUUACUUCUCUCCGCACCCACCCACCCCUUAAAUUCCGCUAAAAUCUGUACUCUUCAUGUCUGAGCGGGAACUCGAGCAAGGGCCUCCGGCGCUUUACAAGACCCAGCACGGGCUCCCCUCUGUUUCUUUGCCCCCCUACUGCCGCUCUAAACCCGUGUUGCGCCUCCAGAGAGGGCCCUGCCUAUGACGGGAGCCGGGAAUGGAAGCAAGGGGCAGGAACCCCGGCGAGAAAGCCCAGUCGGCGAAGGAAAGGCGUGUGGGCGGGAACCAGCACACGAGAGGCGGCGACCGGCGACGAGCCGCAGGCGAACGGCCGGGGCGGCAAGGCCUGCCCCGCGUCUCCCCACCCUAAUGGGCGGCCGCGCCGGCAACGGCGUCUCACGUAGACUUCUCAAGAUGGCGGCCUCUCCUGAGCGACCUGCCGAGGCGGUGGCGGCUGUUGCGGGGCUAGCGGGGCUGAGGGACCGCUGAGGAGGUUGACAGCCGGCUGUCGCGGUUUCCUUUGCGGUGGGAGGGGGGAAAAAAGAGAGAGAGAACAGAAGCAGACGUUGAGGGCUGCGACUGGGAAGGAGGGAACACAUCAUGCGGCGGGGCUAGAGCCGGAGGCUUCAACUGCGAGUAAUAAUGUUAGCUGAGAACAGUCUUUCCAUAUGGGGAUGGGGAUGCCUUUGUGUUGUGCUGUUUCUAAUCACAUUUGGACCAUUUGCUAUAUUUUACUUUGCAUUAUAUAUAUUCUUCUUUGUGGGUGGGGGCUUUGCGGUAACACUCUUAUUUGGACAAAGUAAUUCAAACAAGUACCUUGAACAGUGUGAGGACUCUUUUCUUCCUCCAGUCUCAUUUGGCAUUGCUAAGUGCAUAGAAGAAAUGAAACGGGAAAGCAAACCUAUUAAAAUUGAUAGGAGACUGACCGGUGCCUAUAUAAUUGAUGAACCUCUGCAGCAAAUUAUCCAGUUUUCCUUGCGUGACUAUGUCCAGUAUUGGUAUUACACACUAAGUGAUGACGAGUCUUUUCUUCUUGAAAUCAGGCAAGCUCUCCAAAAUGCAUUAAUUCAGUUUUCUUCUAGGUCAAAAGAAAUAGAUUGGCAGCCAUAUUUUACCACUCGUCUAGUAGAUGAUUUUGCUACUCAUCUUAGAGUAUUCAGAAAAGCUCAACAAAGGAUAACUGAAAAAGAUGAUCAGAUUCAAGAUGGAGCAGAAGACCUUGUAGAUACAUUUUUUGAAGUUGAAGCUGAAAUGGAGGAGAAAAUCUGUCGUGAUCUAAUCUGCACAUCUCCCAAAGAUGAAGAAGGAUUCCUAAGGGAUCUAUGUGAAGUUUUACUGUAUUUAUUGCUACCUCCUGAAGACUUCCAGAACAAGAUCAUGAGAUACUUUGUCAGGGAAAUCCUUGCUCAAGGAAUUCUUCUUCCAUUAAUAAAUCAGCUCAGUGAUCCUGAUUAUAUUAAUCAGUAUUUCAUAUGGAUGAUUCGUGAUUCUAUUUGCAACUAUGAGGCCUUUAUGAACAUUGUUAAAGUAAGCGACAAAAUAGGGGAGUUGGAAGCAGUAAGGGAUAAAGCAGCAGAAGAACUGCAGUAUCUUCGAUCCUUGGAUACAGCUGGCGAUGAUAUCAACAAUAUAAAAAAUCAAAUAAAUAGUUUAUUAUUUGUGAAGAAAGUAUGUGAUUCAAGAAUACUAAGGCUGCAGUCAGGAAAAGAAAUAGAUACUGUGAAACUGGCUGCAAACUUUGGAAAACUUUGCACAGUCCCUCUGGACAUCAUUUUAGUAAACAAUGUUGCACUACAAUUUUUUAUGGAUUACAUGCAGCAGAUGGGAGGCCAAGCGCAUCUCUUUUUCUGGAUGACGGUUGAAGGAUACAGGGUUACAGCACAGAAGCAGCUGGAAGUGCUAUUGAGCCUUCAGAAAGAUGGAAUGCAUCAGACAGCACAAACCAAAGGCCUGUUAAGAACAGCUGCAGUUGGGAUUUAUGAUCAGUAUUUGUCAGAAAAGGCAUCUCCGAGAGUUAAUAUUGAUGAUACCUUGGUAGCAAAACUGGCAGAAAAACUGAACAAUGAGGACCCAACCCCUGAAAUCUUUGAUGAGAUUCAGAGGAAGGUAUACGAUUUAAUGCUGCGGGAUGAAAGAUUCUAUCCUUCGUUCAAACAGCAUGCACUUUAUGUGCGAAUGCUUGCUGAACUAGAUAUGCUAAAGGAUCCUAGUUUCAGAGGAUCAGAUGAUGGUGAAGGAGAAUCAUUUAAUGGUUCUCCUACUGGGAGCAUUAACUUGUCAUUGGAUGAUCUUUCAAAUGUGCCUGCUGAUGAGUCCAUACAGCUACAUGCAUAUAUUUCAGAUACCGUCUAUGCUGAUUAUGACCCAUAUACUGUGGCAGGAGUUUGUAACGACCAUGGCAAGACGUACGCCCUAUAUGCCAUCACUGUUCGCCGUCGAACUCCCGGUGGUGAUGAAGUAUGGAAGACUUAUCGUCGCUAUAGUGAUUUCCAUGACUUCCAUAUGAGGAUCACUGAACAGUUUGAAAAUCUAGCAAAUCUGUUGAAACUUCCGGGUAAAAAAACAUUCAAUAAUAUGGAUAAGGAUUUUUUGGAAAAAAGGAAGAAGGAUUUGAAUGCAUAUUUGCAGCUUUUGCUAGCUCCUGAAGUGAUGAAAGCUUAUCCAGCUUUAGCACACUAUGUGUAUGACUUCUUGGAAAACAAAGCUUACAGCAAAGGGAAGGGAGAUUUUGCUCGGAAGAUGGACACAUUUGUAAAUCCACUGCGUAACUCUAUGAGAAAUGUUUCAAAUGCUGUCAAGUCCUUUCCUGACAGCUUCACAGAGGGGAUGACUAAAAUGUCAGACAACAUGGGCAAAAUAUCAGAAAGACUGGGACAAGAUAUAAAGCAAUCAUUUUUCAAGGAGCCUCCUUUAAUGCAAAAGACCUACGUUGAUCCUAAACACUGCCGUGUUGCAGCACAUCUUGAUGACAAUGUGGAUGAUAAUGUCCCUCUUAAAAUAAUGCUGCUACUAAUGGAUGAAAUCUUCGACCUGAAGGAGAGAAAUCAAUGGUUACGAAGAAAUAUCAAAAAUUUGCUUCAGCAGCUGAUUAGAGCAAUGCAUGGAUAUACAAUAAAUAAAAAAAUAGUUGAUCAUGUAGAUUGGAUGACCUCUCCUGAACAAGUAGCAGAUGCAGUUAAACGGUUCAGAGAUGCCUUUUGGCCAAAUGGCAUUUUAGCUGAGGCUGUUCCUCGCAGAGACAGUGCCAUCAAGAUGCGAACACGAAUUGCUGGAAAAACAAAAUUACUGGGGAUAAUGCCAGAUGAGUUGAAGCAUAUUCUUGGUGCUGAGACAACAAGGAAAGGCAUUCUCCGAGUCUUUGAAAUGUUUCAGCAUACUCAACUAAAUAAGCGUCUGGUUUAUGUCUUUCUGGAAGGCUUCUUGGAAACCUUAUUUCCCGUAUAUGGAUUUCCUGAUCUCUUCAAAAAACUGCAUUCAGGCUCAAAGCAGAUGCAGCGAUACAUGCAUAGACUACAAUCUACACAAGCGCCUUUUUUACAGAAAAGGUGACACUCCAAACAAUUAUAUUGGUAUUCAUUUGCCCAGAACUUGGGCAGUUCUCUGGGGCUUAAAACUCUCAUGCUGUUAUUUCUGCACCAGUCUUUUAGUGUCACAUAUUAGAUUAUUAAUGCAUCCAUAAAGGUUGUGGUUCUUCUCAUCCUUCAUCUCUAAUGCAACCACUACCAUGAACUGGGUUCAUGUGUCUUAAAUGAUUUGGUGCAUUUUCAUGCAACACUGAGAAGAAUACUGGCCCACUCUGUAAGAAUGUCUGUUGCUUCCACUCCUGACAGAAUCUAUGAAUGCCAGCAAUGAAAAGUGCUAGACUGUGUCCAUUGAGAGAUAAGUAAAGCACAACUGUGAUGAUAGCAAUGGAGGAUCUGGCUGCUUUACUUGGAACUGGGAGAUUGUGCAAUGUGAGAAGCAGGUGCAAUUUGAUUUUGCAUUAUGUCUGUUGAUGUUUGUAGGGCUCAGUUGGUAGCUUGAAACAGGUUGAGCUAGCAGAAAGAGGAGUCUUCUGGAACAAAGAGAACUGUUGUUAAUUUCCCUCAAGCUAUAUUGUCCAGCUAAAGGUUGAGGUAAUAAUGAUGGCUUUUGCACACAAUUUCACCUUCCUGGAUUUUUUAAAAAAAAUCUUGAAUAAAUUAUUUUGUUUGGGGUUAUCAUUCAGUGAGAUCGGGUAGAAAUACAGAAAAAUAGAUGUUGGUUUGAUUUAUUCUUUUGGGAGGUGUCUUGUUUUGUUGUUUAAUUAUAGUCCUUCUAGUCUGCAUAUAUUAAGGGAGAAGCCUGAAAAUAGCACUUAGCCAAGAAAAUAGCACUUAGCCAAUCAAGGGCUUGCCACAUUUAUUUAUUAGGGGACCGUGGGGCUAAGGAAGGAAGAUUAUUUAAUAUACAGUGCUCUUGAUAUUAACAACCUAUUUUAAAAGAAUUGUACCAUUUGCUAUUAAAAGGUACCCUAAAUAAUGAUCACUUCGAGUGGUAAACUGCAAAAGUAACUUUGUUUCUUACUGACACAUCAUAUGGUCUUCAUUGAACAGUCAAAUGCAAACAGUUGCAAAUUCCUGAAUGCACCAUAGUGUAUAUAUGAAAAUAAAAAAACACAACUACAAUAUUUUUUUAAAUAAUGACCUUUUUUAUUUUUUUGAAUAAUGUAAAAUUUUAAUAAACCUCUUCUACACAAAAAGCCCCUGUCUAUCCUCUUUACUUCCAAACAUGUCUAACUGAGAACAAAGUAAUGAUUGAAUACACUUUGUUUAACCUCAAUUUAUUUUCGAUUUAACAUCUCUUCCCCCCCCCUUGAUAAACAUUUCCCAUCACUAAGGAAUUUUAGUGAAUUGGUAGAGUGCACAAUUAAUGCAAUGAUAUGAAGCAUGCUUUUGGAAGAAACUCUGAUAUUAAUUAGCCAGGUUAAUUUCCAUAUGUUUUGUAUUUGAUUCUAACUGCAGCAUCUAAAAAAAUUUGACACUAAAGGCUUUCUGCUGAGUAACUUGGAUCCAGGAUAAAAUAGUUGACACCUGGUAGGAUCUAAAGGGGAGUAGCCAAGAGGAGCAUUUGUUUUAAAACCUACAGAGUGUUCCUCCAACACUCUUUUUCUUGCUAUAGAAUUUACUCAGUACUGGAUAUCUGAAAUAGAGAAUUUUACAUCCAUUACACUAAAAGCUUGUGUUAAAGUGCAAUUGUUUUGUUUUGUCUCUACUGAUCAACAAAUAAUAUAUAUGUGUGUGUUUAAUCCGUUACUAAUACCACAGUAGUGGAAAAUAACAAGCAUGAAGUAUCAGUUCAUGCAGAAUAUUUAAAUCCUUCCACCUAGAAAGAUAGCAUGCCAGGAAAAAGUAUUCUAGCCAAGCUUUUACUCAACAUGUUAGCUUGUUACAUGCAGGUGUUUUGUUUUCCUAUUGAGGGUUUUUCAAACUGAGCCUCCACCUGCUAUUUCAAGUCAUCGGAUAUGCAUAGAUUCUCUACGACAACUAGCCCUAUUUCAUUUUGAAAUGUCCAUGUGUUUCAACUCAGUUGUAAAACAUCAUCAUCUGCAUGGUACCUUGGAUACAAGAAAUGUGGCAGGCCUAAAUAAAAGUCAUAGUGGAGCCCUAAUGUAUGGUUUUCGUUUGAAUUAAUACAUCUAGAUUACUUAAUUUACAGUAUUCUUGAGUCAGAAUUGUUAGUGGUCAGUGGUCAGCAUUUCUAUUAGCCAUUAGGAUGCUACACAACUGCUGAAUUCUUAAAUUGACUGUGUACCUGUAAAAUCUUGGUUUAAUGAAACACAAGAUAUAGCUCAUUUUAUAACUCUUGACAAACACAGGAUUUUGUCAUCUGUAUUUAACUGCAAUAUGUGCCUGCAAACAGAAGCCAUCCUUUGUAUGUCUCUUCCUGAUGCUCACAUUACCCAUUCACAUUUUAUAAACUGUGGCCCCUGUCUCAUUUGCAUCCUUUGAAGUACACCCCCGAACUGAUUGUGUAAAUACAGCACACAAAUAGCCAGGUAUUCCCUGGUCUGAGAAUGCUGUGACCAGCCUCUGAAAAUAAAUGUGCCAUUGUCUAAGAAAAUAAACUUAGCCUUAAUUAAAGAGAAUGAACAUAAGGUGGAAUAUUUCAUAUGGUUCAUCCUCAAGCUUCUGCCUCUGGUGUUUGCUAUAACUAAACAAUUCAUUUUAAAUGCUAUCAGAAUGUGUAACAGUUUUAAAAAGUGAAAUAUGAAUUCCACAAUCUGAAUUUUAAUUUUAGUGCAAUAUUUCCAUGUAAUGCAUGUUGAUUUGAAAAACUGUUUAAAAAAAGUACAUUUUUAAGGUUUUGAGAUCAAGAGUAAACUGUCUUAACCAACAAUGUAUAUUCUGUUACUGCUGCUGUGUUGGCUUAUCUAAAGACUUGUUUUAAAAGUCUGGUUUGUCACUCCCUGUAAAGCUCUAUUUCUCUGUGCUCAGAUGAGCAUGGUUCUUACAUUACAAGAAGCAAAACCUAAAGAGCACAUCUUAAUACAGCUGUUAAAAAUAACUUGUGCAUAUCAUUGUACAGUAUGUGUCAACUGUGUGCCUAUGGUUCUAUCAAUAUUUUCCCCAUCUUCUUUAACAAAGAAUGAAACAAAUUUGGAAUGCCAUGGUCUCUCUCUCUUGGAACAGCUAAGAACUCUGAGUUUUUAUUUGGAGUUUGCAUUAUGUUUGUCCAACAGAACAGCUUGGAAACAUACACUAAUAAAGUAUUAACAAGACA